Molecule: messenger RNA, 4696 nt
Organism: Physella acuta
Lineage: Eukaryota; Metazoa; Mollusca; Gastropoda; Physidae
Product: transmembrane protein 87A
Biological process (GO): retrograde transport, endosome to Golgi
Cellular component (GO): membrane; Golgi apparatus
Source: RefSeq, a predicted model, not a curated record
CACCGAAUCUGUUCUCUGUUGUCAAAGAAAAAUGGCGGCGACGAUGUUGUCAUCAACUCUGUUCUUAUUUGCGAUACUGUUUGGUUACAAUUACGCUAAACCUCAACAAGGAGUUUGGGAUUCCAAUAUAAAUAAGGAAAGCCCAUUGUUUUUUGCAUCAAAAAGUAUUUAUAAAGGUGGCCAGUUGUCAGUGACAAUUUUUUGUGAAAGUAAUUCUAAUACAACCUUCAAACUUUCAUGGAUAUUUCGUCGAUCUUCCUGUGCAAAUGAAUAUGUUGAAGUUAAUUCGUCUGUCGCUGACUAUUAUUUAAAAAUGCCAUGGCAAAAGUCAUUGCCCACCCAGAGGACAGAAUAUGUGUCUGGUUCAGGCACUUACUAUUGUGACAAACACAACAGAAUUACUCUACAUGCUGCCAAUGCCACCCAUCCUGUUGAAGCAACAGAUCCCCCAACAGAGAAGCCAACAAAGCCAACAGAGAGUGCUGGAACUGAAGUACCUGCACCUGUAAAGGCUGAUACAGUGAAGGAAGGGAGUGAUACCAAACCUGCAGCUAGAAAACGAAGGGCUACAGAAGAGGGAGCUGAUAAAAAAAAAGUAGAGGAGGAGAAGAAACCUGCCCCAAAAGUAGCUUUCUCAAAGGAGAUCGAUAAUGACGCACAAUAUUUGCUUAAGACAUGGGCGGAUGGGUAUUAUUUGUUCGUGUUGAAUCUUCAUCAUGGUGAAGAUUUUCCUGAAGAUUUUCUUCUGAAAGUUGAUGUUAGAAUCAGCAAUGGUAACAGUUACAUUGCAGCAGUUGAUUUCCCUCUUCUAAUUUUCUAUGGAGUGAUGGGGCUGAUCUACAUUGGCUUUGGCAUAAUGUGGCUUAUUUUACUAGCUUGUAACUGGCGAGAUUUGCUUAGGAUACAGUUUUGGAUUGGGGGAGUUAUUCUGCUUGGUAUGCUUGAGAAGGCUGUUUUCUUUGGCGAAUAUGAGAACAUCAACAAUACAGGCCAGUCUGUGAGGGGAGCCAUUAUCUUUGCUGAGUUGGUUUCUUGCUUAAAGCGGUCACUUGCCAGAAUGCUGGUCAUAAUUGUCAGUCUUGGCUAUGGCAUUGUCAAGCCAAGACUUGGGCAGACUUUUCAUAAAGUUUUGAUUGUAGGAGUUGUGUUCUUCAUCCUCGCUUCUAUUGAAGGAUGUAUGAGGGCACUCACAGAGAAAGCAGCCCAAACUACCCAGCAGCUUUUGCCAGGUGUUCCAUUGGCAGUGACUGAUGCCAUCAUUUGUUGGUGGAUAUUUUCUUCCUUGCUGCAAACAACAAGAACAUUGCGUUUGAGAAGAAAUAUUGUUAAACUUUCACUGUAUAGACACUUCACAAAUACACUUAUAUUUGCUGUAAUAGCCUCUGUAGCGUACAUGGUGUGGUUUUUGGUGCAACAUCGCUUUAAGGAAUGCCUUUCUGAUUGGAAGGAGCUGUGGAUGGAUGAUGCUUUCUGGCAUCUAUUGUUCUCUGUGAUACUGUUUGUCAUCAUGGUCCUGUGGCGUCCAACUAUUAAUAAUCAGAGGUAUGCCUUCUCACCUUUGUUGGAUGCUGCAGAUGAUGAUGAAGAAGAUGAUCAGUCACUGAAUGAUGCUUACGAGGGGAUGAAGAUGCGAUCAAAGAAUCAGAAGAAUGGCUCCACUAAGCUGAAUGAUGAUCAGAAGAAUGAAGAUGAUUUGAAAUGGGUUGAAGAUAACAUUCCAGCUUCCUUGGCAGACAAGGUUCUUCCAGCUUUAGACUCAGAUGAAGAGAUCAUGAACACAAAGUUUGAAGUUUCAAAGAUGGAGUAAAACAGUAUGCUGAGCAUUAAUAGCUGAUUCAACAUUCUAAUUAAGAGAAUAACAUUAUUCUGACUUUGGAUUUUAUCUGUAAUGAUUUGUGUUUGAUGCUAAUUAUCGCUUUAAGAUAAUCUCACAUUGUGAUCAUCUGUAUUAUACAGUUGAAAGUGUCAGCAUUUGUCAUAUUUUGUAUAUUACCAUGAUGUGUGUUGAAUGGGCUAAAAUGAUGAAUGUGGGAGCUUUUGAAAGAUUUAACCAUUAUUUUUAUAAUGCAUAAAUUGGUUAUUCAGUACUUUUCAAUUAUUUGUGAGUCUUUGGUUAAUUAAAUUAUGAAAGGUGUAAGCAGUUAUACAUUACGUUUAAUUUUCACAAAAUAUUGGUAAUGUUAGUUGUGGUAUAACAUGAUUUAAAUGCUUCACUUACAAAUUAUUUAAAUGGUUUUAUUUUUUCUCCCCCAUAAGGAAAGUGCUUUUGUCCAUAUUUAUAAAAAUAUUCCUACUAUUAAUGAAAUAUUUAAUUCCAUCUUUAUACCAAUAGUUUGUGUUGAGUACUUUUUGUGAGCACUUUAAAUUAGUUUGUUAUUUAAAUAACAUUACAUUAUAAAUUCUGUUUUAUCAAUCACUUCUUAAUAUUUUUAGUGUCUACUUUCUAAGAUUUAAAUAAACUAAAUUAUAAUGUAGUUCUCUUUACUGCACAAAUAAAUUUGUAAAUAUGAGUAAGGUUUCAGUUUAAAAUUUAAACAUUUUCAAUUAUCCCUUUACAUUGAACGAUUUAAUUGUUAUAAUUUGUUUAAUUUAUUUUUCUUUUAUUUCAUUACAAAUAUGUACAUAAACUCAAGUUCAAUCAUGCUCAGAAGUGUUUUGUAAUAAAAACGGGAAUCAAUCUGUAUUACUGUCAUGUAUUCUUAUUAAAAAAAGAAACAUUGGUGUCUAAUCUCUUCAUCAACAUAAUUGUGUUUUAACAUAACAAUUUUGUGAAAUAUUUUAUAGCCAAAUAGACAGAGCGGCAGAUCUAUCAGAUGGGUGUCAGCCGUGACAGUAGAAGCCACAGCAUUGGCUUUCUAGUAUGAUAUUAGCCAAUUGCUUAUUACUAUUUUAGUUCAUUCUAGCACUUCAAUGGCGGUUUCCAUUGAAAGUUUGCCUCAUUUUUUUGUUUAUCGAUUAUUAUUUUUUAGUGCAGUAAGUCUUAUAUUAAAUUUUCACAUGUCCAACUAUCAAAAUUCUGAUGGCUAAUAUUCAAUAAAUUGGUACAAAUUAUUGAAUAGAUGUUUGUGUGUAUUUAGAUUAGCAUUACAGAAAAAAAUUAACUUUUUAUAUAAUUAACUAUAAUUUAGUUUAGUCAUAUUUUUUUUGGACAUAAAUAAUGCAAAUCAGUAAGUUCACUUAUUUGAUUUAUAAAAAUCAUAUUAGCUGAUUAUAUUUCCUAUAAGAUGAUAUAUAUUUUCAUUCAUGUAAAAUAAUUAGCUUAUUUUUUCAUAAUUUUUGUGUGUGAUACUUUUAAAAGAAGGCUACUUCCUCUUAAAGCUGGCUCUUAUUAUAAAGUAUUUUAGGCUAAGUUUGGUUUUUGUUUCACUCAGUUUAAAACUAUGACAUGAAAACAUAAAUCUAUAAAAAUUGUAUAAUUUUCCCCUUGAUAUUCUACUGGGGAGACUACCUAGGGAAAUUAUAAUACUGGAGGCACACUUUCUUAUAGCACUUUAAUUAACUGGCAAUUUUUUUCUAAAUUGCAGGUUCUGUGCAUAAAAUAUCUGGGAUAGGGAUGCAACUUUAAGAAUGAUUUAUAUAUUUUAAAUACUUAUGGAACCAAUAAAUGAUAAUGUAAGUCAGCAGCUCAAUUGUACUUAUGUUGAAAAACUAUUUUCUCAAGUUAGCAGAUGCUGGAAAACAUUUAGUUUUCCACAUAUGGUCUUGGAUUAGAUGGAUCACCAUACAAAGCUCAUGCUUGAGAUGUACUGUAAACACAUGGACAUGCUGGAUGCUAACAUAACAGAAAGCUGGAUAAACACAAAGUAUACUAAUACACUUCAAUUUUGUCAUAUUUUGCAGAAAAAUAUUUUAUUUUACAAUGAGCAUGGAGUCAUUCUUUGCUGACGUCUAUGAUGAUCUAUUUAGAUCAAAUAGAUUCCCUUGCGCACAUUUAUGUGCAGUUUCUGCUUUCUGUUCACCAUUUGCUAUCUAUGUAACAAAUUAUUUUUUUAAAAUUACAUAAAUGUUUUUUCUUGAAAUAUACAAGAGCACAAGUGUUUGAAUAAACAUAAUCGCUCUUCUGUCUUUGAGAACCUUUAAAAAAUGUUACCUUUUUUGGUGUAUUUUUGACACAAUGAUAGAAUCAACUUUUAAUACUUUACUUCAUAAGUUUUUGUUUUAAAUAAAGUAUAUACAUUUUCUCUCAGUUUUCAAGGCUUAGUAAGUUAUUAUGCAAGGAAGAUUUUAAAAGAGUUAUUGGUUAAUUUAUUUAAAAAGAAAUGUUUAGUAAAUGUUGGCUCUUAAAAAUAGUUAGGUUUUAUUUCUGCUGUUUCACACAUUUGUUACUUGAACAUGAAGCUUCAUACAUUAUGAACAUUUUAAAAUUUACCAUAACAUUUUUAGAGACUCACAAUCACAAACUGACUUAUUGCUUUACUUGUUAAAAUAUUUGUAUCUAUAAUUAUUGCUGAAUUUAUCCUUGAAUAUUGUGGUUAAAAUAAUAUUUGUUGCAUUUUGUAUUACCAUAUGUGGGUUCCUAUAAAAGAAUUGUAAAGAACAUUCAUAUAUAUAUAAUAUGGACUUUCCAGAAGUUAAAAGACCAUCAUGUAUUGUUGCUAAGUUGUGUCAAAUGCUGUUCAGUUAAUCCAUGCAUUCUUAACAGUGGGCUGGUUUAAAUAUGUGAUGUUUUUUGAAAAUAAAAAAAAUUGAGUUUUUU